AUGCCACCAUCACCACCAAUACACUAUCCAAAGAUAACGAUAACCUAUUGCACCCAAUGCAAAUGGCUCCUGAGUACGAUAACCUUUCUCCCUUCCUUCCUUCCUUUACUUCCCCCAUCCCAUCCCAUCCCAUCCCAUCUAACCAAAACACAUAUGUAUAUAUAUAUUAAACCCCCCCCCCAGGAGCCGCCUACUUCGCCCAAGAACUCUUAAGUACCUUCCCAACCCUCGGCGAGGUAUCCCUCCGCCCCGCCACCGGCGGAAUCUUCACGAUAGAGAUAUUCAUGAUGGGGGAAGGGGAAGGGGGGCAGGUUGCGGUGACGAAGGUUCUGUGGGAUCGCAAGUUGGAUGGGGGGUUUCCGGAGGUUAAGGGGUUGAAGAGGGCUGUUAGGGAUUUGGUUGAGCCGGGGAGGGGGUUGGGGCAUGUGGAGGGGCAUGUGGGGGAGAAGGAGAAGGGGAGGGGGAGGGGAAUGCCCGGGGAGGAGGAGGAGGAGGGAGGGGGGGGGAUGUCUUGA
Messenger RNA from Tuber aestivum (summer truffle), 515 nucleotides. NCBI's taxonomy places the organism in Eukaryota, Fungi, Ascomycota, Pezizomycetes, Pezizales, Tuberaceae. The record is from the annotation of a GenBank genome assembly.